AUGACCUCAUUGAGGUCACAAGCAUUAAAAAAAUUGGCCCAAUUAUCCUCAGAUGAGUCUGCUCAAUUUGGUGUGGCUAAUGAUGGAUCCUCGACACUUGAUAUGCUGACUCAUUCUUUGCCAAUAUUCUACUCUACUAAUGUGUCAAAAUUAUACACUAUUCCAUUAAAUUUGAAUGAGUGGGAUGUUCUAUAUGCGAUCACCUCUUCAAAAGUCAAGAGUCUUGAGCAAGCACAUAAGUUAUUGGAUGACGUUAUCUCCGUAUAUUUUGUCGAGUCUCCAAGACAGCGUUUUUCUGAUGUGUUAAUUAUGAAAUUUAAACAAGAAUUGUUGAGAAACCCAAAUGAAAUCUCGACUUUCCAACUGACUCGAUUCAUUUUGUCCAUCUCUAACAGUUUUCCUGAGUUGAACGAUAAGUGUUUCUCAUUAAUCGAAAAAUAUUUGUCGUUGGUUCAAUCACUGUUUUUGAUUAAACCAUCCGUGCUAUUCUCAUUCCUAGGUUUUUUAAAUGCAGUUUCUUCCUCCAUGGACGAUGUAUCGAUUGAUUUAUCUAAGAAGACAUGGUGUUCAAUUAUCAAUAUCAUCAAUUCAUCAAAUUUCUUCCAAGAGAUUGAAAAAGUUUUGUCCUCGUCAUCUGAUUUCAUCAAUGACAGUGUUGUAGAAUAUUUCAAAGCUGGUCAUGAAAUUAGUGGCCCAUUAUUUUUCGAAGUAAUUACAAGUAUUGGUCUAGCUUUAGCAAAUACUAUUGUGUUCAAGAAUAUGAAAGACAUCGGUAUUGAUAUUUUAAAUGAUAGUCAAAUGUUCUCAAGAAAUAUUCUACAAUUAAAACACAUUGAAUACAAUAUCGAUCAAGAUCCUUCAAUUGCAACUGAUAUAAAUAUUACAACUAUUGACACUUUCAACCAAAUCCUAAAGAAUAAUGCUGAAGUGUUAACUUCAUUAACUGAUUUUGCUUUGGAAAAUGCUGCUGAUCUUGAUAAUCUAGAUCUAUCCACUUUAAAUAGAGCAAAAUAUACUUUUAAUUCCAGAGCGAAUCUAUUGCAAAUAACAUGCUUAGUGCCAUUCUAUAGCAGUCUGGAAUCAAAAAUGUUUGAGGAUAUGACAAGUGUUGUCUCUAACUACAUGGAAAAUAUUUUAUUAUCGGGUUAUAUCAGCCCACAGUUAAUAAAAUCUAUUAUUAGUUCAGUCUCCUUACUAAAUUAUUAUACAGAAGAAUAUUCUUCUACUAUAUUACGUCUUUUCCCUAUAUUAGUGGCUUCAGACAACAUUACGAGAGAGACUGUGGAAGAAGUAUCUGUAACAUUCACUUUAGGUUUACAACCUUUAAAUGAGGACACUAUUGUCAAUACUAUUUAUUCAAUUAAUAAUAUGAUUACCGUUAAUGAUAACGGUUCACCAAGCUCAUUGAUAAGAGAAAGAAAGUUAACUGGAACAAUUUCUAGUAUGCCGAUGAAGGGUAGAUCAUUAACUAUAGAUACAUUAGAUGCAAUCAAAAACUUUUCGUCUGCACACAAUAGUCAUGAAAGUAGUCCAAUUCCUGGCCAAUCACUAUCUAAUGCUACAUUUCACGGAAAUUUAUUUGAGAAUUGUAUCUCAGCUUCGAUUGUCAUCACAAAUAAUUAUAAUGUUCCAUCUAUAACUGCAUUGACGACUACUAUUUUAACUCAGAAGUUUGGUGUAAUUUCAAAGAAUUUGGACAAAAUUAUUAUCAAAUUUUUAGCAAAACUAGUUACCUGUGUAACUAGCGCUGAAUUUUCUUUAAUCUUGAAGUUCUAUAGACUUGCAACUCAAACGUCAGCCAAAAAUGAUGAUGCAAAUUUAUCAGCAGAUAUCGUUUCUGCUAAGGUUUUUAUUGCAAAUCAAUUGAGAAAAGGGCCAAAAUCUUCAGAAAUUUUUAAACUGUACUUACAUGAUUUACUAGAUAGCAUUAUAUCUAGCGGUGAAGUAGAGCAUAAGGAACACAGAACUGAUACAGAAAUCUCUAAAGUUGCUGAACAGAUCUCGUCUCUUCUACGUCCAUUAUCAGCAUUAUUACCAACUCUUGAUGAGGAACCUCUAGAUUUAAGUUCUGAUGAACUAUUUACUAAUAUGUUUAGAAAUAUUUGGUUUAAUAUGGCUAUCCAUGGGUUUUAUUAUAAUGCCGAAUUUCUAUUACCAUACAAGAAAUAUUUACUGAUAAUUGCGUAUAAUACAUCACCAUUAGCAUCUGAUUUCCCUGCCAACAAGAAAGAGAUUUCUGUUGAAAUGAAUACAGUGUUACGUCGUAGUACAUCAAGUACCAUUGAAAAGAAACAAAAAAACCUUAUUUCAGGGUUUUUAUCCAGCAGCACAGUUCAGUCAAGAUCACCAGCUUGUGAAAGAAUAAUGUUUUUAGCUGCAGCACAUCAUUUAGAAUUUCUCAGGUGUGAUGCUGGCGAUUGCUCAAAGAUGUUAUUAUAUUUCUCUGAUUCUUCAAUUAUCUCUUCAUCAAUUUCAAGGAGUAUCGACUUAAUGAAUACUGCAAUUACGCAUAAAUAUACAAAUUCAGUUCAGUUGGGCAAUUUGGAGAUAUUUAAUUCUAAAGCCGUUGCCAAGCAACUAAAUAAUAUUAUUUUACUACUUGCUCAUAAGAACGAAAUGUUACAAAACUCUGCGUUCCACACCUGUGAAAGAUUAAUCAAGACUGUUCCAUCUUCUCUUUGUCGUCACCAGUCUCUAUAUACAUUAUUGGAUUUAAUGACAGUUAUUUUCGAUGGUGUUAUUGAUUGUGAAAGAAAUAGAUUUGAACCACAUUAUAUUUUUCAUCUGAAACAUUCCAAGACAAAGGUUUUAUUACAAAAUUCUAUUAGUUGGCGUAGAAAUGCUUUAUCUAGACUUUCAAAGAGUGCAAAAUCUUGGAUCAAAAUAGUUAUGAGCAAAUGUCCUUUAGAUCUUAAAAUGUUAUUCCAUUCAUAUCUUUCUGAUUUUAAUGAUUAUAAUAUCGAACACACAGUUGAGUACGGUGUUUCUUUUGCAAUUGAAAUGGCUGGUGCUAUUUUACCUGUUGAUAGAGAGCUAUCUCGAUUAAGCCUGGUUGGUAAUGAAAAACCAAAUAAUAUAGCUGGUUUCUUUUCUCAGCAUUCAUGGAAAUCUAAAUAUUUGGUUGAUAUGGUAAUUUCAUCAUCUCCUGUUGAUAUUUACAAACAAAUCGGUGAAUAUGCACAAUCAAUUAGAACCUGUAUUUCAGAAAAAACCACAAUUGGACAAGACUUGUUAAACAAAAUUUUUGAUCUUUCAUUUGCACUAAUUAUUAACAGAACUCCUGGAUCCAUAAGUCUAAUUAAAGAUUUAGUUCACAUCCCUUUUGAAAUAUUAACUGGUAAUUCUAUGAAAACAGGUAUUAAUAUUUGGUUAUCAAUAAUGAAGGAAAGAGAAGAUCUUUCUUUCUACUUAUUGUCUGAAAUUGGAAUGUGUUGGAUGCGGUCUAUUGAUAAUAAAAUUGGUUUAUACUCUAAUGAACUUGAUUUAGUUAAAGAAGAAAAUCAAAUGAUGGAAUAUAAAGAAUAUAAUAAAAAGCUAAUUAACAAGAAUAUUUCUUUGGCAGAGUCAUUAUUAAAGCCUCAUAGAUUAUUAAUAAACUUUUUGAGUUCAUAUUUUGAGGGAUCUAUGUUCCAAAGUCAUUCCUUGUUAAAAUUAUUUAACAUUUGGAUUUUGAAUGCGGUCACUGAAUUGAAAACAGCUUCCUUACACCCCUAUGCUAGGUUAGUUCGUAAUGAAUUGAUAAUAUUUGCUAUAUUGGUGCUCAAUGCAAACUUAAAGAGGCCAACAAAAGCAAUCCCAGACUUAUCAUCUUCUAUCGUUAUUGGUAAUUUAUCAUGGUUCAAAAAACCUCUUUCUUGGCCAUUUGGUGCUGAUCAAUUGAGAAAUGAAGCCGAUUUGGCAGUUUCAGUUGAAUUAUUAUCAAAAUUAGAACAUAUAAUGCCAACAUUAAGUGCAUAUUGUAAAAAUGAAUCUGCACUAUUGAAAAUAGCUUUAAAAUUGGAUAUUUAUAAUAUGAAAACAUGGUUAUCUCCUUUAGCAAAAAUUGAUAAACCGAAAACACCAUUAAGCUUAGAACUAUUGAACGCUGCAAUUAAAAUUGAUCCUCAAAUCGCAUAUAACAUAUCACAGUUUUUGAAUGUCGACAAGGGUAAAUCUGCUUUAUUGUCAGCUAUCGUUAGUAACCCGCUUCAAUUCGUCGGUGUUUCUGAUGUUUUGGAUUUAUUACUAUCUUCAAGUUCUUCUAGCAAAGAUAGAAACAAUUUGCACUACAUUACUUAUUGGAGCCCAACUACUCCAUUAAAGUCCAUUAAUUUAUUAUUGCCACCUUGGACAACCAAUAAAUAUAUUUUACAAUAUGCUGUUUAUUCAUUAGAAUCUCAUGAUGUCAAUGUUACGUUCUUUUAUGUUCCUCAAAUUGUUCAAUGUUUAAGAUAUGAUAAGACAGGUUAUGUGGAAAGAUUGAUAUUAGACACUGCAAUGAUAAGCGUUUUAUUUUCCCAUCAAAUUAUUUGGAAUAUGUUAGCAAACUGUUAUAAGGGUGAUGAAGGUUUAAUUGAAGACGAAAUCAAACCUAAAUUAGAUUUAGUAAGAAAAAGAUUAGUCGCCAAAUUUUCUACCAGACAUAGAGAGUUUUAUGAAAGAGAAUUUAAGUUCUUCAAUGAGGUUACUGGUAUUUCUGGUAAAUUAAAACCUUACAUUAAAAAGAGUAAAGCAGAGAAGAAACAAAAAAUUGAUGAAGAGAUGGCUAAAAUCGAUGUUGAGCCUGGUGUGUAUUUGCCAUCAAAUCCAGAUGGUGUAGUGGUUGAUAUUGCUCGUAAGAGCGGUAAACCUUUACAAUCUCAUGCUAAAGCACCAUUCAUGGCUACUUUUAAAAUCAAGAGGGAAGUAGAGCCUGACGACUCGACUGCUAGUUUAUCAUCCAAUGCUGAGGGUGAGUCCAGUAAAAAUGGAAAUAAGAAGCUUGUUGAAAAGUGGCAAGCCGCUAUUUUCAAGGUUGGUGAUGAUUGUAGACAGGAUGUUUUGGCUUUGCAAUUGAUAUCUUUGUUUAGAACCAUCUGGUCAAAUAUUGGAUUAGAUGUUUUUGUUUUCCCUUAUCGUGUCACUGCAACUGCUCCAGGUUGUGGUGUUAUUGAUGUUUUACCAAACUCUAUAUCUCGUGAUAUGUUAGGUCGUGAGGCUGUGAAUGGCUUAUUUGAGUAUUUUAUUACUAAAUUUGGUAACGAAACAACAUUCGAAUUCCAAAAUGCAAGAAAUAACUUUAUUAAAUCUCUAGCUGGUUAUAGCGUCAUUUCAUAUUUAUUACAAUUCAAGGAUAGACAUAACGGUAACAUUAUGUAUGAUGAUCAAGGUCAUUGUUUGCAUAUUGAUUUUGGUUUUAUUUUUGACAUUGUCCCAGGUGGUGUCAAAUUUGAAGCCGUGCCAUUUAAAUUAACCAAGGAAAUGGUCAAUGUAAUGGGUGGUUCAAAAGAUACCGCAGCGUUUAAAGAUUUUGAAGAAUUAUGUAUCAAGGCAUACUUAUCUGCAAGGGUUCAUAUGGAUGCCAUCAUUCAAUGUAUCGAACCAAUGAUCGGUUCUGGAUUACCUUGUUUCAAAGGUAGUAAGACCAUCAAAAAUUUGCAGAAUAGAUUCCAACCACAAAGAACUGACCAAGAAGCUGCUGUCUUUAUGAAGGGCUUGAUUAAAAAAUCAUAUGAAAGUUUGUUUACUAAAGGUUAUGACGAGUUCCAAAGGUUAACUAACGGGAUUCCAUAUUAA
Molecule: messenger RNA, 5754 nt
Organism: Tetrapisispora phaffii CBS 4417
Lineage: Eukaryota; Fungi; Ascomycota; Saccharomycetes; Saccharomycetales; Saccharomycetaceae
Gene: STT4
Product: 1-phosphatidylinositol 4-kinase STT4
Exons: 1
Coding region: 1-5754 (1917 amino acids)
Biological process (GO): phosphatidylinositol phosphate biosynthetic process; phosphatidylinositol-mediated signaling
Cellular component (GO): cytoplasm; plasma membrane
Molecular function (GO): 1-phosphatidylinositol 4-kinase activity
Source: RefSeq, a predicted model, not a curated record